AACAAUUCUGACACGUCCUGAUCGAGAGGCGAGCUCGGUGCCGUGUUGUGUUGAGGAUGGAUGUCAUAUUAAACCAGACUGACGUCCUGAACCAAAGCGCGCCCGGCGAGGAGCCUUUCCACUUCAAUGAGAACGAAGUGGUCGAGGACGGGAGUCCUUUCCUGAGGAUCCUCAUCUCAGUGGUCUACUCGGUGGUCUGUGCCGUGGGACUGGUGGGCAAUCUGCUCGUCUUCUACCUCAUGAGGCUACGACAAGGUCGAAAGAAGUCGGCCAUCAACUUUUUCAUCAUCAACCUGGCCGUGACCGACUUCCAGUUCGUGCUGACGCUGCCAUUCUGGGCCGUGGACACGGCGCUGGACUUUAGCUGGCCGUUUGGCGACGCCAUGUGCAAAGUGGUGCUGUCCGUCACGGUGAUGAACAUGUACGCCAGCGUCUUUUUCCUCACGGCCAUGAGCGUCACCAGAUACCUGUCCAUCACUUCGGCGCUCAAGAGUUCCGCGCUCAGUUGGCCGAGGUGUGUGAAGUGGAUGUGCGCCGUGCUGUGGGUCGCGGCCACGGUGGCCACGGCUCCCACGGCGGUCUUCUCCGCGGUCACAGUGGUCGCCGGCGAGAAACUGUGUCUCCUGAAAUUUCCGGAAGGACACGACUGGCUCGCACUUUAUCACAUUCAAAAAAUACUCGUAGCUUUCAUUAUCCCCCUGUUUAUCGUGUCCGUCAACUACCUGCUGCUUCUGCGCUUCAUUAAACGCAAGAGCAUGUGCACCAGCAACCGAAAUAGGAGGUCGAAAGUCACCAAAUCUGUUGCCAUUGUUGUGUUAUCCUUUUUCUGCUGUUGGGUGCCAAACCACGCCAUCACCUUCUGGGGCGUUUUGGUCAAACUUAACGCAGUCAACUGGGAUCGGUCCUACUACAUGGUGCACGUGUACGUAUUUCCAGUCACCGUGUGCUUGGCGCACGCCAACAGCUGCUUGAACCCCUUGCUUUACUGUCUCAUGAGGCCAGAAAUCAGAAAGAUGCUCCGUGCUUUAUUCUGGAGGUCACCCAGUCCGUGCGCCAGCGACAACAGAAAGGGGUGCGCGGCGCGCUCUCUUACGCACGGGCGCGCACAAGCGGUUCGCACGACUGACAAUGUUGAGUUCCAUUUGUCCGUCGUCGAUCACAGAGGAUUUGCAAGCUCCAGAAUUAAUGGAUCCCUUUAAUUCACGAUUUUAAAGUUUACUUUAAAUUCCUCGUUUUCACACUGUGAAUGUGGUCAUCGUGCGUAAUGCUUUCGCAAGUGAAUUUGUAAUCACAGAGCACGUAUUGUAAUCGACGUUCAUGAUCAUGUCAAACCGAGAAAACGGCGUCAUUUCAGUGCACUAAAGCUCCAAAAACUGGAAUUUGUCAGGGAGUGAUGGGGACCUUAAGGAGAAUCAGGGCAUCUUAUAUUUUGAACGUGUAGGAAAGCAACAGUCACAUUUCUAUUCAUGUACACGUUGUAAAUACUGUAUGUGAAAAUAAAUGUAUUUUUCAU
This is a messenger RNA of Hippocampus comes (tiger tail seahorse), 1513 nucleotides long. RefSeq names its product relaxin-3 receptor 1-like. The coding region runs from base 57 to 1199 and encodes 380 amino acids. The record is from RefSeq and is a predicted model, not a curated record. Gene Ontology annotation, cellular component: external side of plasma membrane; membrane. NCBI's taxonomy places the organism in Eukaryota, Metazoa, Chordata, Actinopteri, Syngnathiformes, Syngnathidae. The transcript has a single exon. Gene Ontology annotation, molecular function: C-C chemokine binding; C-C chemokine receptor activity. Gene Ontology annotation, biological process: positive regulation of cytosolic calcium ion concentration; G protein-coupled receptor signaling pathway; cell chemotaxis.